Equus quagga is the source of this 2532-nucleotide messenger RNA. It is a transcript of the gene TAS1R1, whose product is annotated as taste 1 receptor member 1. NCBI's taxonomy places the organism in Eukaryota, Metazoa, Chordata, Mammalia, Perissodactyla, Equidae. Gene Ontology annotation, cellular component: membrane. The record is from RefSeq and is a predicted model, not a curated record. Gene Ontology annotation, biological process: G protein-coupled receptor signaling pathway; sensory perception of umami taste. The coding region runs from base 1 to 2532 and encodes 843 amino acids. The transcript has 6 exons. Gene Ontology annotation, molecular function: G protein-coupled receptor activity.
AUGUUACUCCAGGCGGCUCGCCUGGUGGGCCUGCAGCUCUCCCUUUCCCUUUUCUGCUGCUGGGCUUUCAGUUGUCACAGCACAGAGUCCUCUCCGGACUUCAGCCUCCCUGGGGAUUACCUCCUUGCAGGCCUGUUCCCUAUCCACAGUGACUAUCUGGAGGUGAGAAGCAGACCCAUGGUGACCCUCUGUGACAGGUCCAACAGUUUCAACAGCCAUGGCUACCAUCUCUUCCAAGCCAUGCGGUUCAGCAUCGAGGAGAUAAACAACUCCACAGCCCUGCUGCCCAAUGUCACCCUGGGGUAUGAGCUGUAUGACGUGUGCUCGGAGUCAGCCAGCGUGUACGCCAUGCUGAGAAUACUGAGCGUGCCGGGGACGCACCACAUAGAGAUCCAAGGAGACACUUCCCGUUAUUCUCCCACGGCCGUGGCCGUGAUUGGGCCCUCCUCCACCAACCAUGCCACCGCCGCCGCCAGCAUGCUGAGCCCCUUCCUGGUGCCCCUGAUCAGCUACAAGCCCAGCAGCGAGACGCUUGGCGUGAAGCGGCAGUACCCUUCUUUUCUGCACACCAUCCCCAGUGAUAAGUACCAGGUGGAGAUCAUGGUACUGCUGCUGCAGAGUUUUGGGUGGGUCUGGAUCUCGUUGGUGGGCAGCGACGACGAGUACGGGCAGCUGGGGGUGCAGGCGCUGGAGAACCAGGGCACCCAGCAGGGCAUCUGCAUCGCCUUCAAGGGCAUUGUGCCCUCCUCUGCUCGGCCAGGCGAUGACAGCAUGUGGAACAUGAUGAGCCGCCUGGACUGGGCGAGGACCACCGUCGUGGUCGUCUUCUCCAGCAGGCAGCCGGCCAGGGUGUUCUUUGAGUCUGUGGUGCUGGCCAACCUGACUGCCAAGGUGUGGAUUGCCUCAGAAGACUGGGCCAUCUCCACACACCUCAGCAGCGUGCCCGGGAUCUGGGGCAUCGGCACAGUGCUGGGCGUGGCCAUCCAGCAGAGGACUGUCCCUGGCCUGAAGGAGUUUGAAGAGGCCUAUGUCCGGGCAGACAAGGGGAUCCAGGGGCCUUGCCCCAGGGGCUCUUGGUGCAGCAGCAACCAGCUCUGCAGAGAGUGCCAGGCGUUCACGGCACAGGAGAUGCCCACGUUCGGAGCAUUCGCCAUGAGCAACUCCUACAACGUAUACCGGGCUGUCUAUGCCGUGGCCCAUGGCCUCCACCAGCUCCUGGGCUGCACCUCAGGAGCCUGUUCCAGGGGCCAAGUCUACCCUGGGCAGCUUCUGGAGCAGAUCCACAAGGUGAAUUUCCUUCUACACGAGGACGUUGUGACAUUUAAUGACAACGGGGACCCCCUCAGCAGCUAUGACAUAAUUGCCUGGGACUGGAGUGGCCCCAAGUGGACCUUCCAGGUCAUUGGCUCCUCCAGAUGGUCUCCAGUUAGGCUUGACAUAAAUAAGACCAAAAUCCAGUGGCAUGGAAAGGACAACCAGGUGCCGACAUCUGUGUGCUCCAGCAACUGCCUUGAAGGGCAUGCACAAGUGAUUGUGGGUGUCCACCACUGUUGCUUCGAGUGUGUGCCCUGUGAGGCUGGGACCUUCCUCAACAAGAGUGACCCGCACAGAUGUCAGCCUUGUGGGAAAGAAGAGUGGGCACCUAAGAGAAGCCAAACCUGCUUCCCACGCACCGUGGUGUUUUUGGCUUGGCAUGAGCCUGUCUCUUGGGUGCUGCUGGCAGCUAAUACACUGCUGCUGCUGGUGGUGGUUGGGACUGCUGGCCUGUUUGCCUGGCACCUAGAGACCCCUGUGGUGAGGUCAGCUGGGGGCAAGCUGUGCUUCCUCAUGCUGGGUUCCCUGGCAGUGGGCAGCUGUGGCCUCUAUGGCUUCUUAGGGAAGCCCACACUAAUCAUGUGCUUGCUACGCCAGACUCUCUUUGCCCUCGGUCUUGCCAUCUUCCUAUCCUGCCUGACAAUCCGCUCCUUCCAACUGGUCUUCAUCUUCAAGUUUUCUGCCAAGCUACCCAUAUUCUACCGUGCCUGGGUCCAACACCAUGGUGCUGGCCUGUUUGUGGUGAUCAGCUCAACAGCCCAGCUUCUUAUCUGCCUAACUUGGCUUGCAGUGUGGACCCCACUGCCCACCAGGGAAUACCAGCGCUUCCCUCAGUUGGUGAUGCUUGACUGCACAGAGGCCAAGUCACUGGGCUUCGUGCUGGCUUUCAUCUACAAUAGCCUCCUCUCGGUCAGCACCUUUGCCUGCAGCUACCUAGGCAAGGACCUGCCAGAGAACUACAACGAGGCCAAAUGUGUCACCUUCAGCCUGCUCCUCAACUUCGUGUCCUGGAUCGCCUUCUUCACCACUGCCAGCGUCUACCAGGGCAAGUACCUGCCGGCUGUCACCAUGCUGGCCGCGCUGAGCUGCCUGAGCGGCGGCUUCAGCGGUUAUUUCCUGCCCAAGUGCUAUGUGAUCCUCUGCCGUCCAGAUCUCAACAGCACGGCGUACUUCCAGGCUUCCAUCCAGGAGUACACCAGGCGCUGCAGCUCCACUUGA